GUGUCGUGUCUUUCAGUUACUCACGAUCCUGCCGCGGUGGUGCAUCCACCGGUCCGGCGAGUGCGUACCAGCUACCGAAAACGAUGCAACUGUGUCACUAGGCCGAGUGGCACGUGAUCCUGUCCUUGCACGGUGCUGCUGCCUCUUCUUGCAUCCGCGACGACGUUCCGCGAUCCCAUCGGCAAACCCGAUCUUCCGUGCACCGAACGAUCCGGAACAGUGCGCGAACGAUCACCCCCCGAGCGAUAUUAAUCUCGCCGAAUUUCAACCCCUAGCACUCCUCCACAUUGUAGCACGGCCGACGCGAGCCCGAAGAGGGCCGGAUCGCCGAAGCGCGCGUGCUGCAACGCAAAAACACCGGCCGAUGUCGUUCAGAAGCGAACGACUGUGCAUUCAUUAUCGCCAGAGUGAAACACGUGGCGCUGGGAACUUGUAAUUGAUUAAUCAUUUUCAUCCGAUCUUAUGAUAUUCACACUGGAAAUAUGGAUAAACGACGAUCCGUCGAUGCGAACCUACAGGAACUGGCUUUGCCCAUUCCAGUUCAGAUGUUCCUUUGGCAACAGCUGAGGCCAUUUAUACGUUCGAAAUUAGGCAAGCUACACGAGGCAUUGUGCACGUUCUGUCAACACGCGCCAGGCCAUCAUGAGACGAAGGAAGCUUGCACGUCUCUCGAGAAGGUGUUGGUUCAGAAUCUCCGCAAUGAUCUGACACCUAGCUUGAACCGGAUAUUGGGCAACGUGCCACGGUGGCAUUUGAUCCAAGCCGCUCUUCCCUACGUUCUCCAUGCCACGGCCAAUCACCUGCACAAUAGGAAGGACUUUCAAACACUCGGUGCUAUGGAAACGACGCUUCUUUACAUUCUCCAUUGGAUACUCCUCGACGCUGCUGAAGAAUGCGCGGAAACCGAGGCCGACUCCGGAAGUCCAUUUUACUACUUGUUUUCUAUACCCACCAUGACCCUGUUCGUCUACCUCUUCGCUCCCUUGUGCAAUCAUCUAAAAGAUAUCGACUUCAAAACAAACUUGCGGUUAGAGAACGGCUUAAAAAUAUGGGCAUCGUUGUGCGAAUGUCGGCAUCCAGAUACACCUUGCUUUACCGCUCACUGUAGGAUUAAGCCCCAAGCUUUAUGGAAUCGCUCUUUCAAGUCUUCUAAGCAACACCAGAUAUCCGACGAUGUAUUCGUCGGAGGGAACAUCGAAAGCCCACCCAGCCAGUCAGUCAGUGCUUUUUCGGACCAAAGUAUCGAUAAACAAUCGAAACAGCAAGACGAUGAUAAUACUUGGGUAUCGUCACCAAAGGAUACUAUAUUUCCUGAGACUAUUCCCGAGGAAAGUUCUGGUGCAGAAGAUGAGCACGUAGUUAUCUUCAGAUUACCAUCACUCAGCGAAUCAGAAAAAGCGCUCGAUGGGGGCCAAGGCAGUAUAUUUCACGUAGCUGUGGGUCGAACGGACGAUUUUUCCAAAUCAACGUUGACGAUUGAACAAGUCACAGCAAUUUCGGGACUGGAUAAACCAUAUCAGGAUAAGACUUUGACUAUUGGUCGAGUAGCAGAGAAGGAAAGAGCAGACAAAUACCAUAAAAUGGAGAAAGAAUCGCAGGAUACUUCGAAAACGAAAACGUCAGGGUCUCAAAAAGUUGGACCUAGCGAAUCCAGCACCCCAGGACCCAUAAACAGCAUUGCCAUUGACAUGGAUGUUCGUGCUGCUACUUUUCUUGACGUAGCUGUUCUUAGGUGCCUUUUCGUUCCCCAGUGGCAGGAGGAAGGAGUUCAUUGGGCUCUACAAUUUUUAUAUCAUCGAUUACGUAUGAUCAACGAAGAAACAUCGGUGCAACAAAUGCCACGUCGCCGCAGCAAUUCCUUACCCAUUCCAAAAAUUGAGGUAUCGAUUUAUCAAAGUCCAGAAAGUAAAAAGAAGGACGUAGCGAAGGAACUUAUAGAAGUGCCGGAGGUUCGAGAGGUGACUUUAUUAACUGGACACGAUGGCGAGCCAAAUCACACGAGACGAGGCAGUGAAAAGAAGAAGAGAAUGAAAAUGGCUGAUCUAAAGGCGUUUGUCGAAACGAAAUUGUUGUCGAAAUCAGAAAAGGCACUUGAGAAAAUUGGCCAGGAGGAACCGAAAAUGCUGUUCGAACAGGAUACCCAUAGAAGUCUUGAUACAGGGGAUGAUCAUUUAACGAGACCCACAUCGACAGCUUCGAAAAUCUUCGAAGCGAAGGAUGUUGAUCACAUUAAACACCCUACGAAUUUAAUAAAAGGAAAGAGCAUGCCAAGUUUAAGCUGCUUGAUUAACGAGCUGACCGCGGGAGGGUACAUCGGCGAUACUCGUAUUGAGAGGAAGCAAAGUCGAUUUUAUAGUCAAUCAUACACCGCCCCGAAUCCUAUCAUCACCGUCACGGAACACACACCCACUCCAUCCCCGGAUUAUAUGAAGCGACAGGCUUCGAUCGACAGUCAAUUAGACGUUAUCAGUAUGCGCGGUAGUCGUUUAGAUUCUGAAAGGAAACCUAGCCUUACACGAUCGCAGACAGACUCUAAUAUCACUUAUGGCAGCGACGAGUUUCCGGAAGCGCCAGGGUCUUCCUGUUACAUUACUAAGGAAGGCGAUAUUGAUCUACAAGUCGUUCUGAAGGCUGUCCGUUCAGUUGCUAUGAGGGAUAGCAAUUGCUGUACUUUGCGGGUAUGCGAGAACAUCUUAAAUUUGGUGGAACUUUUAAUGGAUAUGGGAGUCAUGAAACAAUGUCUUCGUGAAGAAAUGGCUGGAAGUAUAGCGGAAUCAGCGACAGUGCUCGAAAAGUCAGAAAGCGGAAAGAAAAAGGAGCCGUCGGAAAACGAGCAAGAGUAUCGAAACAAUGGGACAAGCAAAACGAAAUCGUUGUCGCACAGUCUUCUUAUGAGUUGCGUGAUCAGAGUAGUGAAACACUUAGGCUGUCCGCACACCUGUGUCGAAGGAAUACGCGGCCCCCAUGCGGAUUUCUGUCGUUCGCAGGCUCAAUCGAUUCUCGGCAAACUGCAUCGGGCCAGUUCGAAGCAGUUUUCGCGAUUCCUGAGAGCAAUGGUGCGGGAUCUACCGAUACCGGAAAUUUUGGAAUUCUUCCACGCAUUUACUGGAUUCUGCGUGGAUCCAUGUUCGUUUCUAUCGCCACUCAAUCAAAAACGGGGUUCGAGCAAGUCGCCGGAAGUUGCCUCGCAAACUGGAUACUUAGCCAGCUAUGGGGUUAAUUUGAUGGGAACCGGAAUGUUCGCGAAUACGACCAUAAGCGGCCAAGGAACUAUGACCACUGGGACUUCAACGAACAUUGCCGCUUCCUAUAGUCUUGGGGGGCAUAGUACGCGUGUGAUAGAAGGUCACAUUUUCAAUUGCGUUUUCAAGCCUUUGGUGUCGCGUUUCGUUAAAUCGCUGAAGGAGUUGAAGAGUCAAGACAACAUCGGUUUAUAUUGCGAUCUCCGGCAAUUCAUGGCUUACGUCAAGGAAGUUCAUUGCGGCACAUUCCGUCGCGUCAUCCUGAGCGGAAUCAUUGACGCCGCGGAUCGACCUAACAAAGAAUGUAACAGUAACCUUCAGACAACUCGUGUUAUCAGUGCACGUAACCAAAGGUGGGUUCGUUACAAAGAGGAUUAUAAUUAUUUUAGGCAUAUUCACCAAUCAGAUUUCGAUGAACACGGUGACAUUGGUGACGAUACUUGUUACGCUGUAGACGACAGAGGAACUCGAAAAUUUCUUUUCAAGAAAAGGAGCACAUCUUCGACAUGCGCGAGUCUUCUAGAAACAGAACUGAGUGAAGAGAACGCAAAAGUCAGUCAGAGUCCUUUAGUGAAUUUAAGGAAAAAGCAUUACAUACUUACUCCGAGACAAAGCGAACGGAAUUUGGGAAUAGAGUCUUUAAGCUCUGGAAAAGGUCGGCUUAAAUCGACUCGAUUUCAGAUUGGUGGUAUGGUUAAUUGCUUUCGAAAGGAAAACGGUAGGACUGACUCCACUGACAGUCACGAAAGCAGUGAAUCGCCAACAGACGGCAGUUUUGUCAGACAGUCCAGUUUUCAUUAUGGUCACUAUCGUAGCUCAUCUGGCUCGGGUCAUAGUGUCGGUUUAACAUUCCAAAAAGCGAUACGUCGAAUGAAAAAUCCUCUGACGAAAAUCGGCUUUAGAAAAAGCAAGAAGAAAGAAAGCUUGGAAGAGGCACCUGGAAGCUAUUUCAGUAGAAGAAAUUCUUUGGAAUCGGGCGAAGCUUCGAGGGAGUCUGAAUUCGUAAUCUUGAAAGAAAGGAGACUUGUACCUCGGAAUGCUGUCUACGAUGGAAUGCAAAGAUUUUCAUUCCUACUAGAGACUUGCCAACCGGGUUCGGUUCCCGAUCACUAUCUAAUGGCGGCCAUUUUAGAUCUUCCAUACGCACCGGUAGUGGCGCGUGCAAGUUUACUGUUAGAGUGUGCACAUUUUGUUCACCUUUGCAAUAAAGGACAAUGGCCAACAUGGAUGAAAUCAAAUUUCCCUGUGUUUCGUCCGUCGGUGCCAAUCAGUAGCCAAAAUACGUCCACGGUGCUAACCAGAAUUCACGUAACCCAGCGUACUGCUGGAAAAUUAUUUUAUCAAUGGGCAGAGGCCAUUGGCACACGUUUAGAAGAACUGUUGGUAGAGGAUAAGCAGAAUAUGGAUCAAAUAGCAGCAAUGGUUUCCGACGAAAGUAAGCAGAGAGAUUUAAUUAUUGAAGACGAAGAAGAGGAUUUCCUUGAUGAAGCCAGUAUAAACGGUUACGGAUCUCAGUGCCCCGUCGCGCUACGUCUCGUUGCCUGCAUUCUACUUUUGGAAGUGACAGCAUUUUUAAGGGAAACCUAUCAAACUUUGCCAAAGCUUAAUGAACUUUUAACAAAAGAACAUCCGCCGCCCAGAGAAACGAUUCGACGCUGGAGCAUGGCACUCUCAUCGAUGGGUCAUUCCCAAACGUCAGCUCAAAGCCUUCAAUCAAUCGUAGCAGAACGCAAAAUUAGUUUUGUUGUUUGCGAACCUGAUAACCAAUCAGAAGGUAGUAGCAAAUCGACUGUUACAAUUCAAGGGGAGGAUUUCCAGAAUGCGGAAAAGGAGAAGGCAAAGCGGGUACAACCACCGCAAGUUCGGCCGUAUCUACUUCGGCGCGAUACCACGGAUAAUACGACCGGUUCGUUUAAGAAAAGAAGUUUGAAACUUCGUCGCGACACCAAGGAAGGCAAAGACACCGAGUGCGAAGCCUACAGAUUAAGAAGCUGUCUUAUAGCUGUUGCAGUGAAACGAGCCGAUUCUAUCCAAUCGAAGAGGAAAGUGAGCUCGUUUUCAGACAGGAGUGACACAUCCGAGCCUGGGUUUUGCGGUGAAAUUAGUGGCGAAGAAUCUCCGGGUAUACUGAUCGACGAUCAACCUCCGGAGAGUCCGAGCGACAGUAACGAAACCGAUGAGACCAAUAAAAAUUUCCCGUGGAUGAAAGUGCUGGUGCAGUUCUCCAACUCCCUGAACUUCUACUGCACGCAUCAGAACUAUUGCCAUCCGUAUUGCCAUCGGCGUCAGAUGCGAGCCAGCAGUAGGCUAAUCAAGUCCGUUAGAAAAAUUUACGGUGAGAAGUUUGGAAUUCUAAAUGGUACAGGGAUCUUUGACUUCGACGCGGAAAAGAAGGAGGCUAGUAAGAAGGACAAGCGCAGCCGGAAAGUAUCCGAGCAGACCAGCACACAAGUAUCACCUGUACGAAGGAAGGAUAGCGUCGGAAAAAAAUACAAAAUUGAUAAAAACAUAGAUGGAUCCCAAUCCGGUCGAUUAACGCAACGAGACUCGUCGAAGGAUUUAGCGGACCAAGAUUCCGAGAAGGGCAAAGAAUGUCUGAAACAAUCACAGAAAGAAGAAUCGGAGAAGGAAAGUCCGGCGAUCUUGAAGUACAUCAAGGCUCAAGUGAAAGACGUGUUCCAUGCGCCGUUGGCCACGUUGGUAAAAGGAGCGGUGGUGAUGACAGAGGAAUUGUUCGUGGACGUUCUGCCGGUCGCCUGGGAGCUUCUGUUAGAAUCGAACCAAGAAGUCGCGGCAUCGGCUGCGUCUUUGUUCAUAGUCGCAGCCGUGCGUGCGCCGAACCAAGCGAGCGAGCUGAUGCACCACGGUCUGCAGCACAGUAUAGCGAGCAUGCGAAUAAACGCGAUACUGCGGUUCCAAGUUCUGUGGAAGCUACGGUAUCAAGUAUGGCCGCGGAUGGAAGAGAACGCUCACAAUACCUUCAAGGUACCACCGCCGGGGAUCGAGUUCACUUUGCCUUCUCCGAAAAUCGGUAUUGAGUCUUUGCCCGUCGUCGAUCCACCUUGGAUGCCGCAGGUCAAGACGAAGGUCGAAGAAGUUACGAUCAAUCAGGAACACCAUAGGUCUCUGGUGACGGCAACGAAAACUCGUAAGAAGCAGCAAACUGAACUCAUAAAAAAGGCUUUACAGGCGCAAGACGAUAAGAAACGCGAAGAGAGGGAGAACUUUUUGAUCACAACUAUACCCAUUACCGUGCAAGCGGCGUACGAACCUAGUCCUGUUGGAGAUGACCACGACGAAGGGAACGUCGGUGACGAAGACGGAGGUGAAACAAUAGCGCGGAACACAUCUCACCACAGUCAGUCUGCACCCUCGUUGUUCCCCUCUUCGUUAUGUUCGGCGAUCGUCCAAAUUAUUCACCUACUUGAUGAUGCUGCUGUUUCUGACGACGGAAGCGCUGUUUACGAAGUCGCCUACCAAGUAAUCUGGAACUGUUUGGUGGAAGACAGCGCUCUGUUUCUCCGCUACGUUUUGGAGCGGCUCACGAGAGAAAAGCAGGAACUUAUGUUUAAAAUCUUAAGGCACCUAAUUCGGUUUGUACCGAAGUUGCCGCAACAAGCUGCCUUUGCCUUGUACAAUUACAUUAUUGGAUACGUCAUGUUCUAUGUGCGUUCACCGCACGAAGAAGGUCAAAAAUUAAUUGGGACAGCAUUAUCCAUAUUAUGGAUGGUAGUCCACAGUGUACACGGAAUAAUGUUCAAAGAUCUGAAACAAAUAUUACGAAAAGAACAGUGCGACGCCUCGAUUUUGUUAACUGCGAACGUUCCAUCUGCGAAGAAGAUCGUUGUCCACGGUCCUCAAGAUCCGGAUGCGGGAGGAAUUCCUACGCAAUUCCCAGUGCAAGAAGACACACAGUUUUGCCAGAUACUUCGGGAAUCGUUAAGCUUUUUCGGUAUCGAAGAAGGGAAACAACGCGAGUACUUCCUCGUCGACUAUAAAACACACCAAAUUCGCAAUCCGUCAUCGUACGUUCGGGAUUACUAUUUCUUCAAAGGAAGAUCUCAAUUUUCUGAAAUCGAAAUAGUUCACAUGAAACCGGAGGACGCGUUCAACGCUUUGCAACGUCAGGAACUGGUGCACAAAUUUGUUGAAAUUGGGAAAGUACUGCUAACUUGGGCGAUUUUAAAGAACGUCGACAUGGUGGUGCAAAGGGUUGUCUUUCUUCACGAAGAAUUAAUGAAGCUGCCUUCAUUUCCGAGGCGGGCUUUGGAAGCAGACUUGGACUUGUACAAAGGUGGCGAAAUUGGCAGGGAACUUCUCGGCCUGGACGUAAUGCACAAAUUUAUGUGGGUCAAAUUAAUUGCAAGAAUGUUUGAGGCGAUGGCUGGCAACUUCGCUUAUUCGGGGGACAUCCAUUUGUUCCUGAACGUUCUGAACGGCGCGAUAAUUCUUCACAGCGAGGACUCUUGCAUUUUGCGUUACGUUGUCGCGACAUACAUAAACGCAGCUCACAAUUUUAAGAAUAUAUUCUCAACCAAUGGAUACUUGCUGAUUAUACCUACGUUACUGCAACUGUAUUCGACUCAUCAGACGAACAAACUAGUGACGACUACCGUGGAAUACGCUGUCAAACAAUUCUAUCUUAUGAAUCGGAAGCCCUUCAUCCUACAAAUGUUCGGAAGCGUUUCGACGAUAUUAGAUACCGAUGAAACUAGUGUCCAUGGGGAAGCGCACAAGGUUCCUGCCACGUGUUUAUUUAAUUUGCUACUAAGUUUGGAGACCCCGUCGCCAGACCCUUUGAACAUAGACGAAUUGGUUAAGGAAGAAAAGCCUCUGAAAGCAAUUGAUUUUUGUUAUCACGAUGAAAACGAGAUGGUCAAUGUUUUAGACUGCAUAUCCCUUUGUGUGAUGGUGAUAGCGUACGCGCCUGAUUCUGUUAGAGGACAGCAAAUGUUGAUUACAUUGGAAGCGAUACUACCAUGUUACGUUCAGCAAAUCCAAUCUCCGACUUACAACAGAGAUGGAAGAACCGAGAAAGAAAUAAUAGAUCAGUUAGCCAUAGCUGUUAAAACUUUGGUUAAUAACUCCGAGGCACUUACGAAGUAUUAUAACGGCCCACAAAAAUCAAGUCCCGAACAUAAAGGAUCUAGCCAGAGAAAUUAUGGCAAGGUUCCAUAUUCGCCUGGUUUUGACUUCGAAGACGAAACGCACAGUACAAAGUACAUGGAGCACACCAAAAUGAGAAACAUUUAUGACCGAGAUAACGAGGACGCAGAGAAUUGCCAUAAAAAUGAAUUUCGUCGACCACGCGAUACACUUUUAAACAUGGUUGGUGACUUUGUAUCUCGGUGUUCGGCUCGUUUGGUAGAAUUAAACAAAAAGUCUCAAGACGGAAAGGUGAUCGAGUUAUUGGACACGAAAUGUCAUAUACGAUUAGCAGAGAUCGCGUAUACCCUAUUGAAAAUAUCCCCGUACGACCCCGUGACAAUGGGAUGUCGCGGUUUAAGAAGAUACAUGAACGAUAUUCUACCAUCAACCGAAUGGUCUAACGAUGAUAUGAGGCCUGCGCUAACUUUGAUUUUAAAAAGGCUCGACAAAACUUUUAGCAAAAUCCAUAAAAAAGCCUCCAUCAGAAGGAAUACAGAUUGGACUGCUGCGAGCGAUCUAUUGAAAGGAGUUUACGAAACGCUGGCCAAGUGUCCCUACAUUGUACAUUUUCAAUUUUGGAAAGCACUACUGAGUACCUGCCAGUCCUUGAUUAAUGGAGACGUGCCUGUGGAAGAUUUAACUUCGGCUUCUGCAGCUACUUUAAUGAACAAACUACCACCGGCACACUUUUGCUCGACGGUGCUUCGAUUGAUAGCGCUUCAUGUUAUAUCCCUUGGUGAAGGGUACACCCUUGAAAAUGUAUGCGGCGGUCACUCUAUGUUUGCUACUCAAACUCGAACGGAGAAUACACUACUUAACUUAUUAAUACCACUGUUCCUACGCGUCGGAACUGGAAGAAAAGAUGUACAAAAACUAAGGCAAUCGGACAUAAAUUUUGCUUUGACCGCAGUGUUGAACACACUGUGGCCCCCGACUACGAAGUCAGUGCCAGUAACCAGCCAAAAUCUAAAGACCACGACAGAUAUGAGAGCGGGUAGUGUAACAUUUGUAGCACGAGAUUCAAAGACUUUAACGAAAACGUCGUUGACGUUGUAUCAAGUGGCCUUCUUAGCUUUGAAAAUUAUGACUAUAUGCUUCGAGACGGAAUUGAAGACGGAAUGGCCGAGGAUAUUACGCACAAUGCGUUUGUUAAAUAAGCGGAACGAAGCCUCCACUUAUCUUUGGAAUUUUAUAGAAUUUGUAGUAACUCAUCGGACCGCUUUAUACAUUCAAAUGCUUCCAUUCACCGUGCACAAAAUCGGCCAGGCACCGAUUUCGGAACACGAGAGAAACAUGCAGAGCACAAUACGUGCAAAAAUUAACGGAGAUACUAAUACGGUACCGAAAUCUCGUAGUACUCUCUUGACUGAUCUUAUUCACGAAUUGAAGGAUCUCAAGGAAGUAAUAGAAGAGCGUAGAUUCGAAGAAAUUCAACCAGAACCAAAGAGAAGCCUGGCAGACAUGCAUUCGAACGAAGGACAGCCUCGCACUCAAAGACCAUCAUUGCUGAUCGAUCUUCUGACCGGUGACCAUGGAUCUAGGGUUCAUACGAAUCGUACGCCUGCGGAAACACCGAUCUCUCACUCCACGGCUCCACAAUCUGCAUCGCAUUCAACCCAUCAAUCGAAUUCAAGUAGCACCAUCAAAGUGAUGCAAGCAAGCCAAGUAUCUGCACCACCCAAUGGUAUACACACUGCACGCGGAUCAAUUUCUAGUACGAGUGUGGGGUCAUCCACUCUUCGCGAAGCUAGUGACGUUGGAACCACCGAACAACACGUGGAACAUCUGCCACCAACAGAUAAAUCCCAACCACCUUCUACUAGCGAUGAACGUAACCAUGUUAAGCCUCAUCCUAUAUUAACUCAUCAAAAGGCGCCAAAACUGCGCUUUCUCUCUUCUGUAGAAUUUAGGCAUUCAUCAGGAGAAACAAUGACGAGUCAGCUCAGUCCGACAAGCCCAAACGAAGACAGCUCAGGCGAAUGCCGUCCAGACAAGCCUCGCUUGCAACGAUGUAUGGGUCAAAGUAAAAAGACUUUCCGAUUGAGAAAGAGUCGAAGAACUCAUAUGGAGGUGCCGCAACUGACUCAAGAACAAAGCGACGGGACAUCAAUCGCGCAGCCGACGACUCAACCCUUGGUUUUAACACCGCCGACGACAACAAUAGAAACUUCUACUUUCAACAUCCCUUCGGAUUCAUCAUCCAUUCGCUCCAGACGGGGAUCGAUUAUUCAUCAGCCAGAUGGUGAAAGAAGCAACAUCGCGCCAAAUGACCAACAACAAUUGCACACAAACAUUCAUCACCAUUAUCACUACCCUCAUCAUCAUCACCACCACCUUAGCCUGCAAACGUCGGACGUUUCGUGGGACGAAGAUACUUCCAGCACGUCUGGAUAUCGCGAAUCGUAUAGCAUGCAGCUGGUAUCGCUGGAUAGCAGCAACAAUAAUCGAACUGUUCAAGCACCACCCUUGGCAUCACCGGAUUUGAACGAUAUGCCUUCGACCAGUAGUACCACGACGAACGUCAUUGCCUUCGAUGGCAGUUCACCAGACUGUUCCAUCAACGGAAGUGGAGGAGAGAAAACUGCGCUGUUGACCUCCAGUCAAAGAACGACGUCUCAACAUUCACUGUUAAUAGUAUUCCCGAAUCAGGACGAAGACACGUUGAUAUAAAUAAACCAAUGAACACAGUCGGUGUUUUCUGUUACGAGACUGAUUAAGGCAUUAACAAACCUGUAAUUGCUAACGAAUUGGUUUUCAUUUAAACUAGGAAAUGUACAGUGUUUCCUUUUCACGAAUUCGUAACCGGUGUAUCUUGUAUAGAAUACCGUUUCAUUUUGUCAGGCAAUUAAGAAAGAAUGAUGAAGAUUCUGUUAGCAAUUAAAGGUUCGGGCGAAGAUGUAACGUAGCGAAUCCCGAGUGACAAUGUAGAGUGACUGCAACUUAAUAAAACGUUUUAAUAUAGUGUUCACAGUUUUCAUUGUUUUCCGUUGACCGGAAACACCAAUUACAGGUACAUAUGUUCAGAGCCUAGUCACGUGGUCCAUGAAUACUUUGUAAUAUUUAGAGACUAUGAAUAGCGAAAUUACGACCACGUGGGUAAUUAGGCACAAAAUGUUUGUAUGAGACUAUUCCCUGUACAAGUAAAUGCAUUUGAAAUAAAUAUAAUUUAUAAGCAUUA
Messenger RNA from Megalopta genalis, 11568 nucleotides. RefSeq names its product unc80, NALCN channel complex subunit (gene unc80). Gene Ontology annotation, molecular function: monoatomic cation channel activity. The record is from RefSeq and is a predicted model, not a curated record. NCBI's taxonomy places the organism in Eukaryota, Metazoa, Arthropoda, Insecta, Hymenoptera, Halictidae. Gene Ontology annotation, cellular component: cation channel complex; axon. Gene Ontology annotation, biological process: monoatomic cation homeostasis.